AUGGCGGCGGCAGAAUCUGAUCGUGAAGUACCGUCUGUUCUGUGUACUGAAUUCCUGAAUUUCUCUGCCAAGGACACAGCUUCGGUAUGUGACAGUUUUCAUAUGUGUAUAUAUUUGAUGUGAUUUUUAUUAUCAAAUGGUGCAGAACGCACCAAUUUCAUCGACUAUAUUCAUUUCUAUAUUUUUCCAUCUCGAAUUGUUUUUCUUCAAUGCGAUGAUGAUGGCCUUGCUUGGCUACGGUACGGGAACAUGGCUAAUGCUAACUAGCUUUCUAGAAAAUGGCAUUAGCUAACCUAUGGCAUUGCAUAACUGUAAGAUAAUGGUUGGAAUCGAUAAUAUACCAGCUACUUUAUAUUGGUAGGGAUGUGUCCAGGAUUAUUUUAAACAAUACUAGCUAAAGUUAGCUAGAUCGUUUUAUUUAUAGCUAACGUUAAAGGCUAGGGUCACUUGGCAGACAGUAUUUUUGGUAUUGCUGGCCAACAUAAUUUGUUCGCCGUACUGUCUGGCGGUAAAGCAGUUGUUGCUGUUCCAUAACUAGCAGCAGUAGUUAGCUAUCCUGUACAACUUGCUUACCAACAAACCGUAAUGUCUGUUGUUGGGAAUUGUCCUUAUUAGUUCCGUGAAAUCCGCCCUGUUAACAAAACCCGUUGGGUCACACCGACCGUGUUCUUACACAAAAUAGUACGCAGCAUCAUCUGGUUAUGUGUGCAAUAAAAGUUCAAUAUUUACCUUAUGUUACCAUUUCAGUUAAGCCGUUUAUACAUACAGUUUGAUGCAUACAUUCGAUAAAUCCAAAGUAUGCAGAACGCACUGCAACUACCUCUGCAACGCAAUGCUGAAAGGCAAACUCAGCAUUCCAUUGGAAAUUAAUGUACUUCUGGUGUACCAAAACGCAAUGAUGAUGUCGGUCUGAUCGAGGGGUAGAUGCCAGGUUACAGAAAAGCUUGAAGUUGGCUAUUUGCACAAACCUAGCUAGUUAUUAAUGCUACCUACUAGUCACAUAUUGUUAAUAACGGUAAAACAGAUGUUUUCCAUUCCCCAUGACCCAUCCAGUGUGAUACAACACUUGUUGAUUGCGAUUCGCUAGCCAGAAUGUAUUGCAAAUGUGUCAAAUUGUUAAUACAGUGUCCUUGUACUUGGGCCUUCAGUAGCUCUGGCGUCAAUCACUACCAACAGAUGUGAGAACAAUCCAUAACAUUAAGCAUCGAGUCUAAUUCUAAAUAUGCUAAACAUUGUGUUGAUCACGCUAAACUAAAUAUCAACUUCAGUGAUCUUUCAUUUCCCCAUUAUACUCAGCCUAAGCCUACAGAUUGUCUACAUUUGACAUCUGCCCCCCUGCAGGCUAUACCAGGCUAAGAGCUCACUUUCCACAUAUGAUGCAACAUGCCAUGUACUAGAUGUGACUGUGCUAGUCAAUCACUGUCAUUUGAUGAAUUGACAUUAAGGGUUACCCUAUUGCCUGCGGCAAGUGACUUCAGCAGUCACAGAAGUUGAGCCUGCUCCGAGGUUGCCCCAUUGGGCAUAAAUGCAAAGAAUUUCAGUAGUCUGUUCAUUCUCGUUCCUCCCCUGUGUGUAGGUAGAAAUAGGUACUAUUUCAUGCAAGUGAUCCAGUGAUUGUCAGGAAUUUUGUGUUGACAAUAAGGCUAUUGUUAUAUUUUAUAGAGCCCAACCGAUAUAUCGGUUCACCAAUAUUAUUGGACUAUAUUGGCCUUUUACCGCUAUAUCGGUAUCGGACGAUUAUUCCACUGAUAACCAAUAUUCAAUAAAUAGCAUGAGAUUCCCUUCUUUCAUCCUAAUCUGAACACUUGUGGCCAUUCUCAUGAUAUACCCUGAUGAAGACAGCUUGUCUGUCGAAACGUUGGUUAUUAAAUUAUUACUUCUGUGCUCCUAUCCUUUUCUUUUUCAAGCCAUUCUCAUGAUGUCAUUAAUUUAACAAUGUAAGAAAUCAACAUUUGAAUCAUAUUUCUUGGACAAUUGCUCUUUUGGAUGGCAAUUUGAGGAUUCAGUGUGGAAACAUUUAACUUUUCCUUUGUCCCAGCGUAAAACAGUAUAUUGGCAGAUAUAUCGGUAAAUUUUGUCCCCCCAAUAAUCGGAAUCGGUAUCAGACCCCAAAAAACAUAUAGGUCGGCCUAUAAUAUAGAGCGGGAGUGAGUGGCAGUGAGUGGCUCGCUUAUCACAGCAGCAUGCCCCAGCGAAACAGGCAAAGGGACAUGCCAGAUACUUUAAUUAAAGGAAACGUGAGGAUAAUGCACUUACUGUUUGACCAAAUAGGACGUUUGGAGUGAGGUGACCAUGUACAGCCAAGUCAAAGGGGUCGCAAAAUGUGACUAAAUGGUCGCAGUCUGGAGCCCUGCCUAAAGGCUAACAUACCUUUGCUCAUCAUUCAAGAUUCAGCUCUGCUCAUCAUACAAUAAAGCACACCCACUAUAACUAGGUCAAAUUCAUACAAGUUGGACCUGGACUGUGUUCACAAAUGCCCUCAAGUCUGAAUGUCUAACAACGGGGUGUUGUAAUAUUCACGUCUCAAUGUUUCCCCCCUCUAACAGAAAUGGCUCCAGGUGACCGACCUGUACAAGGAGGUGUACCAGCACCUGGCCCGCUAUGUCCCCAAGAUCUACUGCCUGGGGCCCAACCUGAACCCCCAGAGUGAGGACCUGCUGGCCCAGCUACUGCUGCAGGCCCCUCUGGAGUGGUACCUGUGUGGAGAGGACCCCUCCAUGGGCCUGGCCAAGCUGGAGCAGAACAACCAGCCCUCACAGCUCUGUGGACACGUCUUCAGAGUGGGAGAGCCCACCUACUCAUGCAGGUGGGGGAAGUUGAGGUCUCGUUAGACAGGCAGACAGAAAGACAGACACACAUACGUACGUACGCACACACACACGUAUGCUAACUGUCCUUUCCUGUGAGUUGGCCAGGUGAAUUGGGUCAGGUUGGUCCUGUGUUAAGUCUCAGGUCAAACCGUAAGCUUCCUGGUAAGCAGUGCUGUCUGGAUAAGGUCGAGGUCACUUCCUUUACAGGAACAGCUUGACCAUAGUAGCUAAUUCCAUACACACUUAAGUGUGUGUUCAAUGGAAAGUAAUUGCAAUGCAUACCCAUGCUUAUUGUACUGUAUGUACUGUAUAGCCUAAUUGAACAUCCAUUCCAUGAGUAUUGUUUUCAUUUUUCCUCAAGAACUCCUUUGUAUUGGUAUUGAGUAAGAGGGUCACCGGGUCAUGUUAACAUGGGAUCAACAUAUGACCUGGUGGAACCUUGGAAGACAAUGUUAGGUACUGUUGCUGUCCCUCCUGCUUCUCUCACAAUCUAUCUGUCUCGCCUGCAGGGAAUGUGCUGCAGACCCCACCUGUGUGCUGUGUAUGCAGUGUUUCCUGGGCAGUGUGCAUAAAGAACAUCGCUACAGGGUAAGAAGGACCACACAACCUCUAUCACACACUCAAUGGUUCAGGAUAAGCAGGCCAACAGCCCAAACAAUGGCUAGUAGUGCUGAGCCAUUAACUGUCAUUUCGUUAAUUUUUUGUUUAUUAAACAACUAAUUGACCCAAGUCGGUUCAAUAACUUGAAUUCCAUUUAGUUCUGGGUUUUUUUUUCUGAGCCCAACGCGCCGUUUCUCUAGAGAGAAAUCAUUCACGAGAAAGUCAAGAACUAUGUGGGAGGUGGGCUGAAGGGAGUUGUAGGUUUCAUUAAGGAAAUUCAAACUAGUUCAGCGCAGAAACGUGGAAAUUAACUACAUUGACCAUAAUCCAUUGCGUCUGAUUUUCCCGGCUCAGACAGAGAUGGAUCAGAAAGGAAGAGGCAAAGCCAGAGGUUUCACUCUAGCCAAAAUCUGUCCAAAAUAAAUAAGCCCAAUGUAUUUCUAUGGGUUUAUUUUGGACCUAAGCUUGUCGCCUGCCUUUGGGACAAUGACUCCCAUUGUUAGGGCGUAGACAUGAGUAUCUCGUCAUUAUAUACAAAUCUCUGGCCGGAUACACCUUUAAGCCUGCUAUGUUAGGUUAGAUGCACACAGACUGCAUGAGAGAGGAAUGUACACAACACAAUGAUGAGAGGGACAGAGACCGUUUGUGAAAGUAUGCCUUAUCUACUUUGAAGAACUAGUUAAAAUGUAUUUUGUCAGACAGCUCUGCAGCAUACAGGCUAGCUAGAUAGGAUGACUAAAGACAGUACAGUAUGAGGAGCACAUGGAUAACGUUAGAGGGUCUGGCUUGCUGGCUGCUACUGCCUGAGCAGAGAUGAUGACUUUAAGGAAUGGAAGAUAAUCAUCAAAUAAAAACGAAGUAAUAUACACAACUGAAAUAUUAUAUUUCAUAGUAAUUUUCCAAAAAAAAUCCUACUGAUGUCUUCCCAAUGUGGACUUGUUCACAAUUUUUUUGAUUUGGAAUUUCCAUUAAAAGCUCUAAAAUCAUUGUAAUAUAAUUAUUUCAUAAUACAAAUAAUAAUAACCGAAAACCGUGAUUAUUAAAAAUGUACUGCUAUGAUUGCCAUGAGACGGGUCACCCAGUUUCUGCACUGAAUUCAGGCUGAGGAUCAGGCAGGCUAAUCGCAUUUGGGGCUGGCCUGGCUUGCCACUCUCCUGCCAUGUGAGCCUCAGGAUGGGUGCACCUAUGCUCCUCAGGUCUUAAGCUCUGUUCACCCACGAGUAGGUACAAGUUGCCCCUAAGCACUGAUACAGGGUCAGAUAUAUAUACUGUAGUUUUUAGGCCUACUAACAGUUAAGGUUAGGAUUGGGGGGUAGGGUGAAUUUAUCUUACCUUGAGUGCUUACUCAUUCAUUCUGGUCUUAUCUUACUCCCCUUGUUUGUGUUCUAGAGCAUUCUAAAACCCUCUACUUCAGGGCAGGCAGAUGUAUGUAUGUCUGAUGUAGAAGGUGGUCGUGGUCGUUGUUGUCGUCUUCCAAAUGUAAAUGAUCCAGAAGCUUCUCUGUCUGCUGCACAUGACUGUGUACGUGUGUUGUCUUGCCUCACAUAUUGUCUCCCCUCCAGAUGACGACCUCCGGGGGAGGGGGUUUCUGUGAUUGUGGAGACACAGAGGCCUGGAAGAAGGGCCCUUACUGUCAGAAGCAUGAGCCCAACAUCAGUGAUUCCUGUCAGGAGGUGAACAGCUCCCAGCCACAGGUACAGUGCAUUCAGAAAGUAUUUAGACCCCUUGACUUUUUCCCACAUUUUGUUACGUUACAGCCUUAUUCUAAAAUUGAUUAAAUAGUUUUUUCCCCUCAUCAAUCUACACACAAUACCCCAUAAUGACAAAGCAAAAACAGUUUUUCUUUGGACAUUUUUGCAAAUUUAUAAAAAAAUAAAACUGAAAUAUCACAUUUUACAUAAGUAUUCAGACCCUUUACUCAGUACUUUGUUGAAGCACCUUUGGCAGCAAUUACAGCCUUGAGUCUUCUUGGGUAUACAAGCUUGCACACCUGUAUUUGGGGAGUUUCUCCAGUUCUUCACUGCAGAUCCUCUCAAGCUCUGUCAGGUUGGAUGGGGAGCGUCGCUGCACAGCUAUUUUCAGGUCUCUCCAGAGAUGUUAGAUCGGGUUCAAGUCCGGGAUCUAGCUCGGCCACUCAAGGACAUUCAGAGACUUGUCCCGAAGCCACUCCUGCGUUGUCCUGUUGGAAGGUGAACCUUCACCCCAGUCUGAGGUCCUGAGCGCUCUGGAGCAGGUUUUCAUCAAGGAUCUCUCUGUACUUUGCUCUGUUAAUCUUUCCCUCGAUCAUGACUAGUCUCCCAGUCCCUGCCGCUGAAAAACAUCCCCACAGCAUAAUGCUGCCACCACCAUGCUUCACCGUAGGGAUGAUGCCAGGUUUCCUCCAGACGUGAUGCUUGGCGUUCAGGCAAAGAGUUCAAUCUUGGUUUCAUCAGACCAGAGAAUCUUGUUUCCCAUGGUCUGAGAGUCCUUUAGGUGCCUUUUGGCAAACUCCAAGCGGGCUGUCAUGUGCCUUUUACUGAGGAGUGGCUUCCGUCAGGCCACUCUACCAUAAAGGCCUGAUUGGUGGAGUGCUGCAGAGAUGGUUGUCCUUCUGGAAGGUUGUCCCAUCUCCACAGAGGAACUCUGGAGCUCUGUCAGAAUGACCAUUGGGUUCCUGGUCACCUCCCUGACCAAGGCCCUUCUCCCCUGAUUGCUCAGUUUGGCCGGGCGGCCAGCUCUAGGAAGAGUCUUGGUGGAUCCAAACUUUUUCCAUUUAAGAAUAAUGGAGGCCACUAUGUUCUUGGGGACCUUCAUUGCUGCAGAAAUGUUUUGGUACCGUUCCCCAGAUCUGUGCCUCGACACAAUCUUGUCUCGGAGCUCUACAGACAAUUCCUUCGACCUCAUGGCUUGGUUUUUGCUCUGACAUGCACUGUCAACUCUGGGACCUUUAUAUUGACAGGUAUGUGCCUUUCCAAAUCAUGUCCAAUCAAUUGAAUUUACCACAGGUGGACUCCAAUCAAGUUGUAGAAACAUCUCAAGGAUGAUCAAUGGAAACAGGAUGCACCUGAGCUCAAUUUCGAGUCGCAUAGCAAAGGGUCUGAAUACUUAUGUAAAUAAGGUAUUUCUGUUUUUUAUAUUUAAUACAUUUGCAGAAGUGUCUAAACCUGUUUUUGCUUUGUCAUUAUGGGGUAUUGUGUGUAGAUUGAUGAGGGAAAAAAUGUAUUCAAUGAAUUUGAGAAUAAGGCUGUAACAUAACAAAAUGUGGAAAAAGGGAAGGGGUCUGAAUACUUUCCGAAUGCACUGUAUAUCAUGUCUCAUUCACAUCUAAUAAAAAUACACAGUUCAUUCACUGCUUUUACUACACAUUGUUACAGAUUGCUAAUUGCCACUUUAAUAAUUGAUGAAUCAUUCUUUGAGGUUGACACAACAUUAUUUGACUGUGUAUUUGCAGGAUCCCCUUGCCCACCUGUCAACAGACAUGAUUGCCCGCUGCUAUAAUGUAUUUUCCAUUGUGCUGAAAUACGCCGUGGACAUGCUCACCUGGGACAAGGAGAACGAGCUGCCCCUGGGCCUGGAGCCUCCGUACGUACACACCCACACAUGCACGCACACAGGAAGUAAUUUGUGAUCACGUCAUGUUCUUUUUGGUCGUCAUGACAACAAAAUGAUUUUCCUUUAUAGCCAGUUAAUAUUCAUGUAUUUUUAUUUCUCAGAGACCGAGGUGACACCUAUUACUGCAUGCUCUUCAAUGACGAGGUCCACACCUACGAGCAAGUCAUCUACACCCUCCAGAAGGCUGUCAACUGCACCCAGAAAGAAGCAGUCAGCUUCGCCACCACAGUAGACAGAGAUGUGAGUGUUUUAAUGACUAAUGGCUUCGUGUUAGUGAUGGGGGAAAAACAUUUAUAGUUACGUAUUGCAAUAUCAUUUUUUGAUGAUAUUGUAUCGAUGUUUGACUCCCAAGUAUUGAUGCUAAUGUAGGUAGGGUUAGCUAGCGCUAGUCGGCUGGCUGUACAUGCGCCAAAACUCCGGUAUUUUUCAUCCUAUAUCUUGUUAUCCAUUUUCUUUAAAAUAGUAAGCCAACAUGUUUUCAGCACUUUUAUUUCCCUGACUGAUCAAAACUCAUUUUCUCAUGCUCUCUCGUCUCUCUGCAGCAGACAUAUAGUGAGCAAUAUCAUCACAACAUCAUCACAAUAAAAUCGCAGUAUCGAAUCGCAAUACAUAUGGAAUCAUGAGAAUCGCAGUACAUAUCGCAUCGGCACCCAAGUAUCGCGAUAAUAUCGUAUCGUGUGGUCCCUGGCAAUUCCCAGUCCUACUUCAUAUGUGUGUAAUCAUUCUCUUUACAGGGAAGGAAAUCGGUGCGCUUUGGUGACUUUGCGUUCUGUGAGCAGGCCAAGUCAGUCAUUGUGGUGAGUAGCCUGGUCUGGGGAGCUGUAUGUAUCUCAUUGGAAUCUCAUGAGAUGACAGAUGCUCACAUCCCACAUCUGCCACCAAUUAAACCAUGUUAGUUUACAGUAAUUUGUCAUGAGUGUAUAUAUUCAUCUGUGUGUGCAGAGGAAUACGAGUCGUCAGUCUAAGCCCUUGCGGGUCCAGGUAAUGCACUCCUCGGUGGUGGCUCACCAGUGCUUCGCUCUCAAAGCCCUCCACUGGCUGGGCCACGUCAUAGGAUACUCAGGUCAGUCUCCUUCCUCUCUCCAAACUACAUGAGAAGUAUGUCUAACUGCCGUUGGAUUGUACACUCCAUAUCCUCUUGAAAUAUAAAGAACUUUAACCCACAAUCUUUUUGAAAUGCCGCUCAUAAGUGGUUUAUUGGAGGGAAAAUAUGUUUUGGUCACGUCAGUCUUUACUUUUGCUACACAUCCAUGUUUGCUUCGUUUUUUAGUCCUUGUGUGUGUGUGCCCGUUGACAGCAGUGUGUACUCUCUGUGUGUUUGUGUGUAGAUGCUCUGAGGAGGAUCCUGUGUCAGGUGGGCCUGGAGAGAGGGCCAGAGGGAGAGAACUCCUCCCUGGUAGACACACUCAUGCUCUGUGACUCCAAGAUGUGGAAAGGUGAGGAAGAGGAAAUGCAUCCUUUUAGUUGUCCUGCCAGGGUUGGGGACACUUACAUUUGAAUUCAACUCAAUAAUAAAUGGCAAAUGUCUAUUUACUUUGAGAUUUGAUUGAAUUGGGAUGGCAUUGACUGACCCCAACCCUGUCUCCUGCAAUGCACAUAAAACAUAAAGAACCCUUCCAUAAGCACUCUGUUCUGACUAAUACCUGUUUUCCAAUCCAGGGGCCAGGAAUGUUUACCACCAGCUCUUUAUGAGCAGCCUUCUCAUGGACCUCAAAUACAAGAAGCUGUUUGCUAUCCAGUUUGCAAAAGUAAGCCUCUUCUUUUGACCCUUGAUUUGAAGGACCAGUAUGGCCACCUACUGUAACACAGCUAUGUGGAACGUCACAGUGCAUUCUGUAUUAGGAGAAGCGCUGGAUGGGCUAAUGUCAAACUGCUUCUCCAGCUGGCCCCCUUUAAUGAGGAACUAAUGUGUCAACAUCACAUCAGCAGGGCCGAGGACUUAGUCCUGAUGUACAUAAGUGCUAGCUCAAUGUCUCAUGUAAAAGUAUGGUAUAGCUAUUGCAGAGGAUUCGAUACUGUCUUGAAUUGAAGAUUGAUAUGAUGAAAGAAUGUAUUGUGUGAAUGAGUUUUUCAUCAAGAUCAUCCCAUGAGUACUCUGAAAGAAACUUACACCAUACCAAUUCAGUCAUAUAAACACACACACUGCCAGUUUCCCAGACACACCUGAGCGGGUCUAGUCUUAUCAUAAGAGCAGAUUGAGGGUGUGUUGGCACAAGGCCUGGAUGGGGCGUUAACUGCAUCCAUCACAUCCUUUAACCUGUCCUCCUGGGUGGCAUAGCUGAGAGGACAGACGGCAGGCUUUACCUCUGAUCUGCUUUCCUCUCAGCCUGCUUGGCAUGUAACACAGCCCCACACACUCCCAGUCCCUGUCUGACCCCAAAAUCCUAGGAUGUCCGCUCUGCUCUCACACACACUCGGAGCCAAAGCUCUACAGGUCUCCUGAGCUUAACCUGAGAGCAUAGAUAUGCACUCACUAGAUCACAUGAGCUAAGACUAGAAGCCAGGAGAUUGGAAAAGAUUGGCUGGCCAAAAUCUUACAUGGAGGAGCAUUUAAUCCAAACUUUGAUUGGACACAAUUGGUCUGAAGCUCUUCUGUGAUUCUAUAUCUUAGCUUUCGGAGACCUGGGUGGUAAAGGGCUUCAGAAGCUUAACGGGGGAGAAGGAUUAAGUUACCCUUAGACACUGAUCUGAGGUCAGUUUUGCCUUCCUCCUCCCAAAUGGUUAAGCUUACGAUUUGGGGAGUAAGCUGAUCCUAGAUCUGUGUCUAGGGGUUACUUCUCCCUGGAGCUUAGAAAGGAAUUGGGGGGAGUGAGGAGAGGGAAGGAGGGCACACGCCUUUGACCAAGAGGUGAAUGUCCCCCUUGUCGUUUAGAAUUACCGGCGCCUCCAGACAGAUUUUAUGGAGGAUGAUCACGAGCGUGUAGUCUCAGUGACCUCUCUGUCAGUUCAGCUCUUCACCGUCCCCACUAUGGUGAGUAACCCCAACCCCACGCCUGACCACACACCUCCCAACACACACACCUUCUCUUCUUCUCUUUUCUUCCCCAUGCCAACACCAUUAGAAUUAUGAGCGCUUGCAGAGCGACUAUGUGAAAGAUGACCACGACAGGGAGUUCUCAGUCACUGACCUCUCCGUGCAAAUGUUCACAGUGCCCUCCCUGGUGAGUACGGGCCACAGGGUCGGGGUGAAAUGAGAUGGUACCACCUGAGAUGGGACGCAUGCUGAAAACCACAGGGAAUUUAGACUUAUUGUGUAUGAUGUCACAUCCAUAGAGAGAAAGUAUGGCCAUCUAAAUCAUGGGUUCCCAAACUUUUUCACUCAGGGGGGCCCCCUUCCAGCAUUGGGUAACAUCCUGCGCACCCCCCCCCCUUGCACUUCUAUACAUUUUGCCAUGUCUAAUGUAUUCAUGUGAUAUUUGAGUGACUAAAAAAUUACAACAACAAACAUUAGCUGACAUGGGCUAGUUGAUCUGGACAUUUCUGACAAGUUAUAAAUAGCUCUCUAAGGUAUGCAAUGACUAACAUGACAAGAGGAACUGAUGAUGCACUACCAAAUGUCAAAGUUGCACCUUGUGCAUUCUACUAUUACAACUUUCAACAGUAAGUUUAAAGCCAGACUAGGGCUGUGGCGGUCAUGAAAUGUUGUCAUGAUAUGAAGAAUCAAUCAAAUGUAUUUAUUAAGCCCCUUAUGUUAGGCCCUGAUCUGGCUAUGCCAUAUGGCUGUGGGCUACACUAGUUCAUUUAGCAGACAAGAUUUGCUUAGAAUUCCAUGGCAUUAUUUUUUAUUUUAUAGUAUGAAGAAUACAAUUGAACAUAGCUGAAUAAAAUAGAAAGGAUCUUUUCUCCAAACGAUUUCCAAGGAAGUGAGCACAUGCGGCUAUUCUGUGUUGAGUGGUUAACAAAGAAACAGGUCCUCCUAUAUGCUUAAUUUAAAAUUAUUUAUAAUAAUAUAAUAAUAAUAUGCCAUUUAGCAGACGCUUUUAUCCAAAGCGACUUACAGUCAUGCGUGCAUAAUUUUUUUUUUUGUGUAUGGGUGGUCCCGGGGAUCGAACCCACUACCUUGGCGUUACAAGCGCCGUGCUCUACCAGCUGAGCUACAGAGGACCACAUAUUUAUGCAACCUUAGUUGUGAUACAAACGUUUGGCUAUAUGUUUUGAUUUUUAAUACAGUACAUUCUAGGGUUGCAUGAUGCAACUCUAAUGAUGAUUUGAAAAAAGUUGCAUGAAAGGCAUGCGCUCUGCUCUGUUUCUUGUGCAGGCUGCAGGCACUUCAUCAGUCUCUUCAUUGACAAUUUGACAAGCACUUGAUAAUAUUCUCACCAGGCCUCGAAUUUCCCAGUGGCAUCCCCUUGUGUGGCUGUAAUGCCCCCUAAAAAAUCCCAAGGGCUGAAUAUAAUAAUUAUAAUUCCCUUCUCCCGGCUGCCAUGUACCAACGCAGCUCUCACUCGCAUGGCUCUCUCAGAUAUCUCAUUUCUUAUUAGCCAAUGCCCGUCACGUGAUCGGGUCCUUCUCAUAGACAUCUCAGCUAAGAAGUAGGCUACAAGUGAAGACGGACACAUUGGGGACGCAACAGCGCGCGUCCCUCUUAUUGAAUUCCGAGGCACAUAUUGAAGAACUGACCACAUUUAGCCUACUUUUCAUCAGCCAACAAGAUGAGUAGGCCUAACGAACAGCAAAAUCACUAGCCUAUGUUAAUCUACUAUCCCCCAUAGUACAAAAGUUGACCUAUUUUGUUGGUCAACUUGUCCUGUGCAAUAAAUAAAUAUUCCAAACAUACUCUGGGACAGUUGUGGGAUGCGAUAGAUCCCACAUUAAUACAACCACUCGCAUUAAAAACCUUUUAAAAGCAAUUAGGCUGAUGCAACGGAUCAGAAUGUUUAGCUUAAAAUGUUGAUAAACUAUUAGGCUAUUUCUUCACGUUAUAAGCGCAGCAAUGCGCACACAGCAGUAGGCUAUAAGCGCAAAUGUUCCAAAAUGCAAUCAAUUAUCGGGAAAACACUAUUCUCAAAAGUGACCACAAAUACGAUUAUGCAUGUUAUGCUUUAUUAUAAAGGUGUAUUUUUAUGGUGAAAAUUAUCUUCCAAACUUGAAACUCACGUGCCGCCUAUGUAUGCCAGUUAGGCUCUACACUGGUUGUAAAGCAGAUGAAUGUGCUUAAUUUUAAGAAGUUAUUUGGCCACUUUAGUUGUGAUACAAACCUUAUCAAAACAUACAGGCCUAUGGGCUAGGCUACAUGAGGUCUGCGACUAUGAUUUGGAAAAAGUGGCCAAAAAAAAGCAUGCACUGUUUCUUGCCUUACUGCACACGCUGGGCAUCAUUCACAAGUGACAGGCUAAUAUUGUCAUCCAUCAGACUAUUCUUAAUUUAAUGUUGUCUUUACAUAUACUAAAUAAUAUGUGUGAAAUUAGUUUUGAUUUAGAAUGGACCAUUAUCAUGCACCUGUCUCGGAUUAGGGGCAUGGGGGGGAAAAAAGACAUGUCAUGUAUGCACUUAAAUAGCGAAUGGAGGACGCUUUUCCCGUGGUUCAUUUUCAUGCCAGCCAGUUAGGCUAUACUCCUUUUGUAAAGGAAAGCAAUGUGCUUAAUAUUAGGAAAGUUUAUAAAUAAAUAUACAUUUACAUUUUAGUCAUUUAGCAGACGCUCUUAUCCAGAGCGACUUACAGUUAGUGAAUACAUUUUUUUUUAUAUACUGGCCCCCUGUGGGAAUCGAACCCACAACCCUGGCGUUGCAAACGCCAUGCUCUAUCAACUGAGCUACAUCCCUGCCGGCCAUUCCCUCCCCUACCCUGGACGACGCUGGGCCAAUUGUGCGCCGCCCAUGAGUCUCCCGGUCGCGGCCGGCUGCGACAGAGCCUGGAUUCGAACCAGGAUCUAGUGGCACAGUUAGCACUGCGAUGCAGCGAUGCAGUGCCUUAGACCACUGCGCCACUCAGGAGUUAUAUAGUAGGCCUAGCCUAUAGAAAGGUGAUGGGAUCCUCCUCUUUUUUUUAAAAAUAGAGACCAUCAAAACUGUUUUCUCACGCAGUUGCAUAACCUAUAGAAAUGUUGCGCAAAAAACAUGAGCUCAUAGGCUCUCAUGAAGUGUUUUAUUUGAUUUUCGAAAACAUUUGCAUUGAAGUCGGAGUGAUUAGAGGGACAAUAGAGUGCUGAGUACCAGGCAGUUAGCAAGUUUGGUAGGCUACUAAUAACCAUCAGCAGCAUCAGAGCUUGGAGAAACCUAUUUACCAUGACUAAACGGUCACAUGGAAUUUGACUGCGGUCAUGACUCGUGACCGCCGGUCUGACGGUAAUAUGGUCACUGUAACAGCCCUAAGCCGGACUGAGUUCCUUUAAAAAAAAAAAAAAAUGGGGGGAGGGGGGUCCCUGCCGACCUCAGUUUGGGAACCACUGAUCUAAAUCAUGAGUGUCAUCUUAAUAGCUCCAUUCUCAACGUUGGUUCCUUGAAAAGGGUGUGGCAUGCUAAACUGAUGUUAGAUAUUUGAUUUUUCCUAACAACAUUAUACAGUCAGCAUCCUGUUUCAUGUCUUAAUCACAAUAACUAUACCCAUGUAUUAUAGAAAUGAAAAUGUUAAAGAAUAGUAUGUUAUUCGAAUUGUAGGCCAAUGCUGUACUGUAGUUUAAAGUAAUUGUCCAGUGUUUCCAGAUUUCUACAUUACCUAUAAUUGAACUCGUUUUCCUUCCAAAAAAUUGUAAUGAAGUAUGUUAAAAAGCAGCAUUUCUGUGUUGGAUUGGUGUGGGCAUACCCCAACAACAGAAUGGUGUGGGCGUAUACUGGUCAUUAAAAAUAUUCACCCAAGUAGACUGCUGAUUGGCCAGCUCCUCCUCCUCAGGAAGAUGACAUCAUCCUCUGUUUGAGAUAUAAUUUAUGCUUUGGCCACGUAGGAGUGAGUAUAGGAUGAGUCAACAACAUUAUUUGGGUAUGAGUUAACAGAAUAUAAACUUUUUAAAAGUGCGAUUUUCACUGGACAGUUACUUUAAGGCUGUAGUAUAUUGUCAUGUUUUUACAUAGAUUUGCCUAGAUUGUGUGUAGUGAUUAUUUGACUCCAGAAUGUCCUGCUACUUGAGGCCCCCUGAACCUCUUCCUUCCCGGCCCAGGCGCGCAUGCUGAUAACAGAGGAGAACCUGAUGACCACCAUCAUCAGGACCUUUGUGGACCAUCUGCGCCACCGCGACCUGCAGGGCCGCUUCCAGUUUGAGCGCUACACCGCCCAGCAGGCCUUCAAGUUCCGCCGCGUCCAGAGCCUCAUUGGAGACCUCAAGUAAGCUGCAUGCAUGUGCACACACACACACACACACACUGGGCAAUAUAACAGUGUGUGUAGAUUAGUUGAGUGAGUGUUGUACAAAGCCAGCAUACUGACCACUGUGGAGUGUGUGUGUGUGUGUGUUUCUGAAUGUGUUGUAAACAAUGUUGCUGUGUGUGUGCAGAUACGUCCUCAUCAGUCGGCCCACAGAGUGGAGUGACCAACUCAGGGAGAAGUUCCUGGAGGGACUGGACACCUUCCUGGAGCUGUUCAAGUGUAUGCAGGUAAGGACAGGUCACCAAUAGUGGUGGGAGACAUGGGGAGUCACAACCCCUCUGGGCAUGAUUGAGACUAUGCAGGUCUGUGGAACAGAAAAAAAUAAGAUGGGUGGUAGACUAGCUAGCCUGCAGGAAAACUUACUUUCACCUGCCCAGUUCUUUCGCACCAGAGCAGAUGGAGAAAAUGAGACUAAUAAGAUCCAUUCCCCUCAGGGCAUGGACCCUGUGGUGAGGCAGGUGGGCCAGCACAUAGAGAUGGAGCCUGAAUGGGAAGCAGCCUUCACCCUGCAGAUGAAGCUCACACACAUCAUCUCCAUGAUGCAAGAGUGGUGCGCCACAGAUGUGAGUGACUGGACGUGUACAUGCACGUGUGUGUGUGUGCAUAAGCACAUGAACGCACACACACUCACUUUCUCUCUCACAAACUCUCACUCUCAAAUGCUCACUCACUCACAAACACGCAGCCGGCUUCUCUCACUUGUGUUCCUAUUGUUUCUUCCCCUGUGUGUGUGUGUGUGUGUGUGUGUGUGUGUGUAUACAGGAGCGUGUGCUGAUUGAAGCCUAUAAGAAGUGCCUAACAGCACUUACACACUGCCACAGUGGCUUCACCGAUGGAGAGCAGCCAAUCACACUGAGCAUUUGUGGACAUUCUGUGGACACCAUCCGCUACUGCGUCUCUCAGGAGAAAGUCAGCAUCCACCUGCCUGUGUCCCGCUUACUAGCAGGUAGGACACACACACACACACACACAGCUGAAUGACAAACCACUAAUGCUUUGGCUAUGAUAUUGAUGGAGAAGAGUCUACACAUUAAGAUGGUCACUGCUGGUUUUCUGUUUAGGUCUCCACGUUCUCCUUAGUAAGAUGGAGGUGGCCUACAGAUUCCCUGAACAGCUUCCACUGGUAAGCAUGCAGGAGUGUCUCCGUGUGUGGUUGUUACAGGUUCAGCUAGCCUUUGCAAAAUGUGUGUUUUUGUGUGUCUUCUAAUAAAUCUCUCGUAUGGUCCUCAGAGUGAGCUGAGCCCCCCCAUGCUGAUAGAACACCCCCUUCGCUGCCUGGUCCUCUGUGCCCAAGUGCACGCUGGGAUGUGGAGGAGAAACGGCUUCUCAUUGGUGAAUCAGGUAAAAACGCCCCGUCCAUCAUUAUUAUCUUUCUUCCUCUGCGCUGUAUAUCAGAACUCACAUGUUGUAAGUGUUGUUGUUCUUGUGGGGUUUAUAAUGAAGAGAGUUCAUACUGUACUCUUGUUGCAGAUCUACUACUACCACAAUGUGAAGUGCAGAGUGGAGAUGUUUGACAAGGACCUCAUCAUGCUGCAGGUCAGUUUGUUGUUUCAGCUAACAACCUAAUGACGCUAACGGUCAACAACGUGUUACAGGCUUUAACAAGUGUUUGUGUGUUCACUCCAGGCCGGAGCUUCCAUGAUGGAUCCCAACCACUUCCUGAUGAUAGUCCUGAGCCGCUUCGAGCUCUACCACAUCUUCAGCUCCGCCGACUGCAGGAAGAGAUACAACAGGGAGAACACCAACAAGGUCUGCUCUCUCACUGACAAUGACAACUUAGUUUAGGCUUUUUACUCUGUUUGUACUCAGUUUAGGUGUGUGUGUCCAUCUCUUGACUGACCUGACUCCCUGUGUCUCUGUUAGGACGUGGUCCAGCAGAACAACACUCUAAUAGAGGAGAUGCUGCACCUCAUCAUGAUGGUUGUGGGUAAGUGCCCCACUAUCCUACCGCUCACUAGGACUUGUUGCCUGGGGGUUGGGUGGUGUGUGUUUCAUCAUGUACUCGGAGCCUCUGUUUGACUUGUUUCCUUGUGUUAACGAUGUUGGUAGAGUACCUGAUGGGUAUGCGUGUUUGUUGUGUCAGGUGAGCGUUUUGAGGCUGGUGUCGGCCAGGUGGAAGGCUGUGACCAGAUCAAGAGGGAGAUCAUUCACCAGCUGUGUAUCAGACCCAUGGCCCACAGCGAGCUGGUCAAGGCCCUGCCUGAGAACGUAAGGCAUUACUCCCCUUUCUCUCUCUUCCGUCUUUCCGUCUGCCUCUCUCUUGCGAUCUUUUUCUCUAUAUUAGUCUAUCUGGUAGCAGGGAUUCAAGUUCUUCAUCACUGCGAUGGAUUUCUGUCAGAUUCUGAUCAACUUGAUUAUCCCACCAGGGGGAUAUUCAUUUGGUCAUGUGCUUAAAAAGACAGUACAUGAAAACACAAACUACACAAAAUAAUUCAUAAAGUGCUAUAGCUACACAUUUAAAGUGAAAGUGCAAUAUGCUGUAUACUGAAGGGACCAACAGACUAUCUAUUAUACAGCCUAAUGGCUGUUGGAAUAAAAUAGUCUCUUUCCACUUGUCCGGCUGCUGCUGUGACUGAAUUUUGAGUGAAGGGAAUGAGUACUGUCCUGUAAAGUGCUUUCAAGUUUUAGGAGGAUGAGUUUUGUGUACAGGUUGGUGGCUGAUUCUUGAUCUAUACCAAUUAUCCUUCCUGCUGUCUUAAUCAAGCAGUGAAGCUUGACUUGGUCUUGCACUCGCAUGUUUCCGAACACGCAUAUCAGACCAAAGGACAGCACACUCUGCAGGACAGAUUUAUAGAACAUUUGUAAGAUAUGGUGGUCGACAUUAAAAUGGUUCAAUUUGCAUUAAAAAAAACAUGAUAUUUUGCAAUUUCUUUAUCUUUGCAAAGGCACAGUCAUUGAAUUUCAGUUUGUCUAUUUCGAUUCCCAGGUACUUAUGUGGUCACUCUAUCGACUGAUUUCCCCAUUGAUCUUCAUAGGGGGGGGUGGAGUUUUGUUCCUUCUGAAAUCGAUUGACAUCUCUUUUGUUUUCUUAACGUUUAUUUCAAGAAAGUUAUCUGCACACCACUGGACGAAUGUUGCAGUUUCUCUGUCAACCUUGAAGAGAGGCUUGGUCUGUGUGGAGGAAACCUACAACAGCGGUGUCAUCUGCAUAUUUAAAAAAUGUGUGGGCUGCGUCAGAGGCUUGACAAUCGUUUGUGUACUGUGUGUACAGUAUCUGUGAAAGUACGCAUCUAUGAGGGGCUCCCUAAAUGACGUGUGAGAUUUGAGUAAACAUGUUUGUUUUUUGGAGGGGGGGGGGUGAUUAUUUUGGGUUAAACACUCCAGGCCACACUUGAAUGUCUAAAACAAUAGAAAGUAUGUAGAAAUGAUAAUUGACCAAACAACUGCCUGUUUUCUGGGCCGCGAAUUGAUUUUGACAAACAAAUCGGUCAUACGUUUUCCAGACGAUCUGAGAUCAACUUAAGUUUCAGUCAUGGGAUUUUUUUGUUUGUUGCUUUAACCCACCUUUGUUAUUUAGUCUCUGUUUCUCUCUCUCUCCUUCUUGCUCGCUCUGACUAUAUUUCUCUCUCACUCUCUCUCUCCCCUUCUCUCGCUCUCUCACUCCCUUUUUCACCACACGUAAGUUCAGGCUGACUGCCCGUCUGCAGUUUUCACUUGGAAUAUCCCUUGGAGUCAUGGCCAACAAUAUUUAACUAGUGACAUAAGCUGUCGUGGCAUGGGCUUUGAAUGCUCCCAUUUCCCAUGAUCUACACACCAUCUGGAGCUUUGGAUGAGACGUUUUCACUGCAAUUGGAAAAAUCAGUAUCUCUUUGAAUACCCUGACACCUAGUGGUGAACCUAAGCAGUGCAGAAGAUGUGCAAAAGCUAGUCUGUCUUGGCCUAAUCUCAGUUAACCCAGAACUAAAACUUUGUGUAAUUUGGUCAUAUGUUUAUGUAGUCUGUCUACAAGAGAUUAAGUACAUUUGCACAAACUUUGGCUUGUGUUAGCCGGAACGCAGGUCAGCCUAUCCUGUUUCUGUAGUGCGAGGAAGCUUGAUGUAUAAGCUUUUUGUACUUUUGGAACAUUUCUGGGAUCUUUUAUUUCAGCUUAUGAAACAUGGGACCAACACUUCACAUGUUGCGUUUUAUUUUUGUUUAGUGUGUGUGUGUAUAUAUAGAUUGUUUUAAAUGCGCGUAAAACUGCGGUAAAUGUGUGCAUUUUCCUAUUUCAAAUAUAUAUUGUUCAAAACAAGCUGUUCAUUUACUUACUACUCUGCCCGUCAGUGUGACUGCCAGCAGCAGCAGCUCCGCCUCUGUGGGUGCAUAGGCCGUGCAGAAAUCAUUUGGAUUGUUUUUGCCAGCAAUUUGCUUUGAGGGGGAACUGCCCUAAUGAAAUUGCUGGAUUUCAUAGCAUAAAUUAUAACCACACAAAGUAAAUGGACUGUCAUGCUGCUUUGUUGACAAGUCCAUCCACCUUGCGCCCUGGGUAUUCAGCCAAUCAGCCGCCACUGCACUCUAACCACAAGGCCACUGAGAGAUUAAGCUUGGCCCAAGUGACAGCUACACACAGCAAGAAACAAGGCUAUUAUAAAGGCAACCCCAGCUCUAAUAUGUCACUUUAAUCUAUCCCUUCUUUAGGAGAACAAGGAGACUGGUAUGGAGAGAGUGAUCGACUGUGUUGCUUCGUUUAAGUAAGUAGCUUUCUCUAGUUGUUUGUUACAUGAUGUUUAAACUGACCUCCUGACCACUCAGGUUAUUAAUGUGAAAGAGUUUGUUCAUGGUGACUUGGCUGAAUAAAGAUCAGACAAUUAGAUAUGUAUGAUGCGCCCAUAUUAGAUAUGUAUGAUGCACCUAUUGUGUCCAGUUGUGUAACAUGUUGGUCACUCAUGUCCUUUGUGCCCACAGGAAGCCUGGCGUGACAGGCAGAGGGCUGUAUGAGCUCAGGCCAGAGUGUGCCAAGCAGUUCAACCUCUACUUCCACCACUACUCCCGAGCUGACCAGUCCAAGGCAGAGGAAGCUCAGAGAAAGCUGAAGAGACAGAAUGGAGAGGACACGGGUAAAGAGUCUCAAAGAGAAAACACUUGCCUUGUAUACAUGAAGCACAUCUUAAAAUGGAAUUGAUUAUGUAAUUAUUGCAGACAUUGUGGUGAUUGGUUGUGGUCUUUCAGCUGUCUCUAUCAAGGGCUCCUUUUUGUUUGUUGUAGCCCUGCAUCCUCCGGUGCUACCCCUGUUCUCCCCGCUGUUUGCCAGCCUGGUGAACAUUCUGCAGUGUGACGUGCUGCUUGGAAUGCUGGGAGCCGUGCUGCAGUGGGCCGUGGAGCCCAGCGGAGGGCACUGGUCUGAGUCCAUGCUGCAGAGGGUGAGGGGGACCAGGACCACACUGUGCGUGCGCGCGCGUGUGUGUUAGAGAAAGUGUGUUAGUGUCUUACUAUGUUUAUUUGUAGGCCCAUUAGAAGCAUCUCUGUCCAUAACCGUAUGUCUGUUUAGGUACUGCACCUAAUAGGUAUGGGUCUACUUGAGGAACAGCAGCAGUUAGAGAACAGCAGUGAAGACAAUGACGUCUCUUUCAACUUCACCCUCAAAAUCUCCCGUAAGUCAGUCCCGCCUAGCCUGGGUACCAGUCUGAGUUAUCGUUCCAGUCCUUGUCAUGCUAAACAUGACACUGAGUACAGGGAGUGAAAUGUUAGCCUGAAAUCCAGAACCUGUUUUGCUAACUCUCUCACUCUGAAACUAUCUGCAAAACUGAACGAGAGAAAUCUUAGGGAUGUUGCUCUAAGAAUAAUAUGGUCAUUCAAACUGUCAAACUUGACCUGCACACUGUCAAGGUUGACAUUUUGAAUGACCCAUCUUUUUUGUUGUUGUUGCGACAUUAGUAAGAUUUCCAUGACUUUUUAACAAAGUGUAUGUAACUGUCCAGUAUGUGGGUGUAUCCUAGGCCCAGGGGAAGCCCCCAGUAACACAGCCAGUGUCCUGGCCCUCCUGGAGAACCUACAGAACGCCCAUCACCUGGAGGUCCACAAGGACAUGAUCCGCUGGAUCCUCAAGGUGGGUCAACAUUAUUACAACCUCCCCUACCAAUGCAACUCUCAUAGAAGACACCUAGUGUUUGAGUUGGUACACUGCAAUAAUGUACAUGCCAUGGCCACCAGGAGGCAGCAUAGGGCAGCAUGCAACUAGUGGUCAUCAUGACAAAUGCAUAUCCAUGAUUACUUCUGUCAGAUAAAAUAGAAAGAUGUAUUCUUGUGUUUUAUAUUGAUUUCUCACUUUUUGACGAGGUAAUAUUAUGAGGUAAUAUUAUUGUGUCCCUGUGCAGACGGUGGCCAGCAUUAAGACGAUACGGGAGCUGACCGCCUUCACCUGUACAGUGACUGCCAGCGGGAGCCACGGUCAGGAAGAGGUGGGUCUAGCACAUCUAAGAGGAGUUGCACCUAGUGGCAUUUAUUUAGUUUCUCAUGAAUUGAAUAGAAAAAUAUAUUGCAUCUGUGUCUUCCCUUCCUACAGAUGGUGUGUGACAAGGACAAGGCAGAGAGGAAGAGGAAGAUGGAGAUGGCUCGCCUGCGCAGGGAGAAGAUCAUGGCCCAGAUGUCAGAGAUGCAGAGACACUUUAUCAAUGAGAACAAGGAGCUGUUCCAGCAGAGUCUAGAGGAGCUGGAUGCCUCCACCUCUUCCUCACUGGAGCACAGGUACUGACAACACACACACACACACACACCCCACCACACAAACAAACUUGUAUUUCACCGCUCAAUCGCCACCCUAAACUCAAUCAAACUCUAUAAGCUGUCUCUCACCUGCCCCCCUCUCUCUCCUGCAGCCCCACUUCAUCAGACGCAGCCCUGGUGUGUGUGGGCCCCAGGCGGUCUUGUCCCAGGGAGAAGAGGCAGGUGGUGACGUGUAUCCUGUGCCAGGAGGAGCAGGAGAUCAGGGCUGACGGCAAGGCCAUGGUGCUGGCUGCCUUCGUCCAGCGCUCCACCGUCAUGUCCAAGAACCGCAAAAGACCGCCGCACGACCCCGGUGAGAGAGAAACUGAAGGGCCUUAGGUCACAGAUGAGUAGAAGUUGCCCUUAGGUACAGAUCUAGGAUCAGCGUACCUUCCCUCAAGUCCUAACCUUAACUAUUGGGUGGAGGAAAUGUUAAACUGACCUUAGAUCAGUGUCAAGAGGCAACUUCAUCCUACCCCCUAGACCACAGAUUGGAGGAUGUAUAGUCUUUAUUUGUUUUUUUGUCCGUGAAUGAUAUACUAGCAUUGCUUGACUUACCUGCUUAUGUUUUCCAGAGCAUUACGACCCUCUCUUCAUGCACCCUGACCUGUCGUUUGGCACCCACACAGGCAGCUGUGGCCAUAUCAUGCACUCUCACUGUUGGCAGAGGUGAGCCAGACUCAGGGUUCUACAAUACACUGGGCAUACAGAGCUGGGGCAGGGCACUAUGACACAUACAGGGGGUUGUGUAAAAUGGAAGGUUUGGAUCUUGAGGUGGAAGGAUUCAGUGGGCCUGUAGAGUUGACUGUUGGUUGGGUAUCUGGAAAAUAAACUCAAUAGUUCUUAUCUCCUGUGUGUGUGUGCAGGUACUUUGAGGCGGUGCAGGCCAAGGAGCAGCGGCGUCAGCAGCGACUGCGUGUCCACACCAGCUACGAUGUGGGGAACGGGGAGUUCCUGUGUCCGCUGUGCGAGUGCCUCAGUAACACCGUCAUUCCCCUGCUCCCCCGCGCCAAGGGCUCCAGCAGGUACCCAAUCACACUAUAUUAUAAUAAUAUAUGCCUUUUUAGCAGUCGCCUUUACCCAAAGCGACUUAGUCAUGCUGCAUACAUUUUACUUACGGGUGACCCCUGGAAUCGAACCCACUAUCCUGGUGUUGCAAGCGCCAUGCUCUACCAACUUAGCUACAGAGGACACGCGCGUGUUAAUUUGGGGUGCAUCUCUCAUAGUCUAAUUUGGUUUCCUUUCCUUUAUCUGUGCUCAUCUGCUUUCACCUAUCCAUCAUUUUCAGAAGGCCUAUAGUGAAUUCUCAAUGGGAAUUUGCUUUCACCCGUCCAGUUCCUUCAGAUCAGUGCAGAGGAAGGGGAAGAGAGGAAGCCACUUAAGACUACUGAGAUGCACCCUCGGUCAGGAAACCACACUUGACUGGUAGUGGAUACAGGAUCACAGCGACCACACAUUGAUUAGUGGUUGUCACGUGAUGGAACCCCCUCUGGUCCCUCGCCUCUCCUUCACCUCCAACCAGUCCACCCCCCCCAGUUAAACCAGUUUAGUUCCCUUCAAGAGUUCUGACGUCAACAGUACCACUUCACUCUCACACGAGGUCAAGGCUCACUCGGCACUAAGGCUCAGUCGUCACCUCCAAAACUACAGAGGUCAUUCAGACAAUUUACACUUUCACAUAGAGGGCUGAUAAAAGUUUUCAACGAUUUAAAAGAAAAAAGACCAUGCUAGCGAAUGUAUGUUUUUGGUUAUUUUUAUACAAUUCAGGUCAUUAUUGUAAAAUAAAAUAUGUUCUGAUAAAUAUUAAUCAAAGAAUGGCUCUGAUGCAUCUGCACUGAGUGUAGAAAACAUUAGGAACUGCUCUUUUCUUGACAUCGACUGACCAGGUGAAUCCAUUUGAACGCUAUGAUCCCUUAUUGAUGUCAGUUGUUAAAUCCACUUCAAUCAGUGUAGAUGAAGGGGAGGAGACAGGUUAAAGAAAUAUUUUUAAGCCUUGAGACAGUUGAGACAUGGAUUGUGUAUGUGUGCCAUUCAGCGGGUGAAUGGGCAAGACAAAAGCUUGAAGUGCCUUUGAACGGGGUAUGGUAGUAGGUGCCAGGCACACCAGUUUGUGUCAAGAACUGCAAUGCUGCCGGGUUUAUCACGCUCAACAGUUUCCCGUAUGUACAGUGGGGAGAACAAGUAUUUGAUACACUGCCGAUUUUGCAGGUUUUCCUACUUACAAAGCAUGUAGAGGUCUGUAAUUACAAAAAUCCAGAAAAUCACAUUGUAUGAUUUUUAAGUAAUUAAUUUGCAUUUUAUUGCAUGACAUAAGUAUUUGAUCACCUACCAACCAGUAAGAAAAGCAGAACUUAAUAGCAAUUACAGAGAUCAUACGUUUCCUGUAGGUCUUGACCAGGUUUGCACACACUGCAGCAGGGAUUUUGGCCAACUCCUCCAUACAGACCUUCUCCAGAUCCUUCAGGUUUCGGGGCUGUCGCUGGGCAAUGCGGACUUUCAGCUCCCUCCAAAGAUUUUCUAUUGGGUUCAGGUCUGGAGACUGGCUAGGCCACUCCAGGACCUUGAGAUGCUUCUUACGGAGCCACUCCUUAGUUGCCCUGGCUGUGUGUUUCGGGUUGUUGUCAUGCUGGAAGACCCAGCCACGACCCAUCUUCAAUGCUCUUACUGAGGGAAGGAGGUUGUUGGCCAAGAUCUCGCAAUACAUGGCCCCAUCCAUCCUCCCCUCAAUACGGUGCCGUCGUCCUGUCCCCUUUGCAGAAAAGCAUCCCCGAAGAAUGAUGUUUCCACCUCCAUGCUUCACGGUUGGGAUGGUGUUCUUGGGAUUGUACUCAUCCUUCUUCUUCCUCCAAACACGGCGAGUGGAGUUUAGACCAAAAAGCUCUAUUUUUGUCUCAUCAGACCACAUGACCUUCUCCCAUUCCUCCUCUGGAUCAUCCAGAUGGUCAUUGGCAAACUUCAGACGGGCCUGGACAUGCGCUGGCUUGAGCAGGGGGACCUUGCGUGCGCUGCAGGAUUUUAAUCCAUGACGGCGUAGUGUGUUACUAAUGGUUUUAUUUGAGACUGUGGUCCCAGCUCUCUUCAGGUCAUUGACCAGGUCCUGCCGUGUAGUUCUGGGCUGAUCCCUCACCUUCCUCAUGAUCAUUGAUGCCCCACGAGGUGAGAUCUUGCAUGGAGCCCCAAACCGAGGGUGAUUGACCGUCAUCUUGAACUUCUUCCAUUUUCUAAUAAUUGCGCCAACAGUUGUUGCCUUCUCACCAAGCUGAUUGCAUAUUGUCCUGUAGCCCAUCCCAGCCUUGUGCAGGUCUACAAUUCUAUCCCUGAUGUCCUUACAGCUCUCUGGUCUUGGCCAUUGUGGAGAGGUUGGAGUCUGUUUGAUUGAGUGUGUGGACAGGUGUCUUUUAUACAGGUAACGUGUUCAAACAGGUGCAGUUAAUACAGGUAAUGAGUGGAGAACAGGAGGGCUUCUUAAAGAAAAACUAACAGGUCUGUGAGAGCCGGAAUUCUUACUGGUUGGUAGGUGAUCAAAUACUUAUGUCAUACAAUAAAAUGCAAAUUAAUUACUUAAAAAUCAUACAAUGUGAUUUUCUGGAUUUUUGUUUUAGAUUCCGUCUCUCACAGUUGAAGUGUACCUAUGAUAAAAAAUUACAGACCUCUACAUGCUUUGUAAGUAGGAAAACCUGCAAAAUCGGCAGUGUAUCAAAUACUUGUUCUCCCCACUGUAUCAAGAAAGGUCCACCACCCAAAGGACCUCCAGCCAACUUGACACGACUGUGGGAAGCAUUGGAGUCAACAUGGGCCUGCAUCCCUGUGGAACGCUUUCAACACCUUGUAGAGUCCAUUGGGGCUGUUCUGAGGGCAAAAGGGGGUGCAAUGCAAUAUUAAGAUGUUCCUAAUGUUUUGUACACUCAGUGUAUACCAACAGUUUUGUUUUUAGCAUGUCAAUGGCCAGCCCAUAUUUGUAUGCUUAUCAAUAAGUGUGACAAUGAGUAGGUCAGUGCAUUGUCCAGUCCGCUUCAAUAUUUCCUCUCUCCAGUUGUGAGCAGCCUGGUCUGGGUCAGUGGCUAAAGACCAGUGGUCAGCAGAUCAAGGCCAUGCACUCUGCCCACAGGAAACUCCAGCCCAUCAGUGAGUAUUCCUUCCUGCACAGAUCAUUCUUAUCAUAGCACCACCCAUUCAUACUGUAACAUAACACCAGACAUGCUCCGCCAUGUCUGUUUUAAUUCAUCAUUAGCGAUCACAAUAUAUCAGCAUUGAGAUGAAAGUGUUUCUGAAGUGAUACGACAGAAUGUGUCUAUGCAUUCAUGUUAUGUCACUAAACUGUGUGAUGUGUGUGUAGGUGUUGACGCUGUUGAAGAGACGGUAGAAGAGGGGUGCCCUGCCCCUGAGGGUUUCAGAGUAGACCACACUCCCACGUAAGUGACUGCUCAUGACUGACACUGUAACCCGAGUUAUGAGAGAGAGCUAUUUGGGUGCAGGGCAGGUGACGACGUCUCAGAGUAAACCAAGACAUCUUUGGGUUAGUUUGUGGUUUCCUCUGAUUUGGAUUUUGUUCACCUACCCGUCUCUUCAGGAGUCCCUACUCCAGCACCAUAAAGGAGAUGCUGACAACGUUUGGGACAGCGACCUACAAAGUUGGCCUUAAGGUGCACCCCAAUGAGCAGGACCCCCGCGUCCCCAUCAUGUGCUGGGGCAGCUGUGCCUACACCAUCCAGUCUAUAGGUAAUGCACAGACACACACACACAGACACACACACAGACACACACAGACACACACACAGACACACACACAGACACACACAGACACACACACAGACACACACAGACAGAAAACAAGAUGAAUUAAAAGAAUGAGAGAACCAACAUAGUUUAAGGUGAUAUAAAACCCAUAUCAAAGGUGCACAUGUGGGAUUGAGUUAAGUCUAGUGACUGUAUUACCGUCACACCGGCAGUCAUACUUUUAAAACUCACCUCACUGUGAUGAUCAAUUUGAAGAAAGAACUUCAACAGCAGGUUGAAACGGUGUAAAACAUAGUUGUUUCAAAGCCGAACACAAUGAAAUGAAAUGUACUGCGCUUUCUACAGUGAUGAUUAAUUCAAAACGCUUAUGAGCCCAAGCCCGAAAAAAAAUUAAUUUGAUAAAAAUUAUCACUGUGCCGUUAUACAAUACAUAGACUACUGCAUGUUACACAUGGAAGAAAAACAUAAAACAAAACUGAUUUUAAAAUGUCUUUGGUACAUAAUUGGUCUAGCCUGUACUCCAAAAGUAAACAAAUCCUGCCCAUUUGAUAAUGGGCCAUUCUAAAUCGAACCUAAUUUGACAUAUUAGUAAAGACAAGAUUCAAUUGAGAAUAGUCUGAUGGAUGAAAAUAUGAUGACUUGAUGAGAGAACAGCUGUGCAGCCUGAGGCAAGGAACAAGGCGCAAGCUUUUUUUGCUACUUUCUCAAAUCAUCAAUAGCCUAUCUUUGCACCAUGCAGCCCAUGAGUGUUUUGAUUUCUAAGACCUAAGGUUUGUAUCAAUCACAACUAAUAUUGCCAAAUAACUCUCAAUCAAGCAUAUAGGACCUGUUUCAAAUGAUCACUUUUACGCUCAACAUAUCCACUUCAUAUGCACACUCGCUCUGUAAUGGGAAAAAUAUCCUUUCUAUUUUAUUCAGUUAAGUUCAAUGAUAUUCUUCUUACUAUAAAAUCAGAUAAAAUAAAAUAAUGUCAUGGGACUUUUAAGCAUAUCUUGUCAGCUAAAAGCCUACAGCCUACGGUAUGGAGCAUAGCCAGAUAACAUAGGCCUACAGUAGGCCAACUCAUAUUCUGUUCUUCUGAAAUACGUUCUCUUCAUAUCAUAAUGUUUAUUUAGACCUGACUACAAGAAAUAAUGAAUUAUUGUGAUGGUGUAAAUUCAAUGUAUUCAUUAGACUUUUUUAAAUGUAGAUGUUCCAAAGAUGUGCAUCAGUGGCUUGUAUGCAUGGAGGCCUGGAGAUGCUAAAUGUGUUUAUGUUAAUUAACAGUAAAUUACCGUGAGACCGGCAGUCUUUUGAAUGACAAUAACCGGCUGACAAAAUGUCAUGACCGCCACAGCCCUAGUUCUUCGUUAUUUAAUGGGUCAAUUCAUACGUUUCAAAUGCUGAGAAUGGUCCACAGAUGUCCAAACACAACCAGAGCAUAGACUCCCUUGUUGUGAUGUUCAACUGACUUUUUUAUUUCAUUUUUCAUUUUGCAGAGCGACUGUUGGUGGACGAGGAGAAGCCUUUAUUUGGAAGUUUGCCUUGUAGACAGGUAAACGACGACAACCUCUCCUUCUAACCUAUGAGUCAGUGGACAGGAGUCUUAUAGGAAGUAGUGUUAUGUGGAGAGGUGCUAAGACAUAUUUGACACUGGGGUUUGUGUGUGCAGGAUGACUGCCUGAGCUCCCUUGCCAGGUUUGGCUCAGCGUGUUGGACUGCAGCCUCUCAGCCCUCUGUGCAGGGCCACUUCAUAAGACUGGUAGCAGGUAGGGCAGACACUGUCAACAGGCGGCUGCAGGACCAGUAGGCUGGCCUUUUCAGUGCCUGAAUUCAAAUUCACAUGUGUUAAUGUUGCAUAUGUUGAGGCUUUUUUUGGUCUAGGGAUUUGAGUUUUAUAGUUACAUUGAUGGAAUGUGUGUGUUUCUGUAGCAUUAAUUCCAGACCCCCAGGUGGAGACCUCUCCCUGUAUCCUGGACAUAGACAUGUUGCACCUGCUGGUGAGUGCCCCCCCCCCCGAGCGACUACAUAUCCGCAAAGACCUCAAAUGAUCAUCAACACAUCAAUAAUACCAUCAGCCAUACAGACAUGCAUGACAAGUGGCAUAUCAGGUCUCUGGGCUCCCAGAUCAUAAUCAAACCCAUUGUUGACUCUUACCAUAAAACCUUUUACAUCGUGUAUAAGUGUAAAGUCAACACCGAUCCCUCUCUCAGGUGAGUGUGGUGCUGUCCUACGGAUCUGUCCACUCCCAGGACUCGUCAGGGCUGAGUGUGGACGCUGUCCAGCUGCACCUCUUCCACCUCAUCACUGUGGCUCACAUGGUCCAGAUACUGCUCACGUCAGGCCCAGGUAAGAAGAGAGCGCACCCUACACCUGGACAGGGUGUGUGAAAAUGUGUCUGCAUGCAUAUUAAAGUUCUCUCAACACCAGCUAAGAUCAUACCUUUGGAUAGUUGAAGAGAGAGUAGUUACAAGUCGUUGGAAGUUAACCACUGUCAAAUGGAAAACAUGUUUGUAUGGCAUAGAGAAAGGAACAAACAUGUACAUUCUGUGCGUCAACAGAGGAGGUGACCAUGGAGCAGGAGAGUGAGGGAGCAGAGAGGGAGGAGGAGGAGGCCAUCUGCUGUCUCUACAACACCCUCAGAACACACCUGGGCAGGUGAGGCAACACUGGGAACUCCCCAGAAUACACACUCACCUACCCUGUCCACCAAGCAGCCAUCUUUUCCUCCGUAUCGUCAUGGUAAUACACGUUGUGCUUAAACCCAUGCUGUGAGUGUGGUUUAUAAUGUGUGGUGUGUGUGUGGUUGACAGUUCCCUGCCUGAGGUGGGCUCUGGUUGGCACCUGUGGCGUUGUGUGAAGACUGGCAUCCUACCCUACCUGAGAGGAGCAGCACUGUUCUUCCACCACCUUAACGGAGUUCCUACACCCCCAGAGCUGCAUGGUAACUACAACAUAUAGUGAGGUGAAAAAAGUAUUUGAUCCCCUGCUGAUUUAGUACGCUUGCCCACUGACAAAGACAUGAUCAGUCUAUAAUUUUAAUGGUAGGUUUAUUUGAACAGUGAGAGACAGAAUAACAACAAAAAAAUCCAGAAAAACGCAUGUCAAAAAUGUUAUAAAUUGAUUUGCAUUUUAAUGAGGGAAAUAAGUAUUUGACCCCCUCUGCAAAACAUGACUUAGUACUUGGUGGCAAAACCCUUGUUGGCAAUCACAGAGGUCAGACGUUUCUUGUAGUUGGCCACCAGGUUUGCACACAUCUCAGGAGGGAUUUUGUUCCACUCCUCUUUGCAGAUCUUCUCCAAGUCAUUAAGGUUUCGAGGCUGACGUUUGGCAACUCGAACCUUCAGCUCCUUCCACAGAUUUUCUAUGGGAUUAAGGUCUGGAGACUGGCUAGGCCACUCCAGGACCUUAAUGUGCUUCUUCUUGAGCCACUCCUUUGUUGCCUUGGCCGUGUGUUUUGGGUCAUUGUCAUGCUGGAAUACCCAUCCACGACCCAUUUUCAAUGCCCUGGCUGAGGGAAGGAGGUUCUCACCCAAGAUUUGAUGGUACAUGGCCCCGUCCAUCGUCCCUUUGAUGCGGUGAAGUUGUCCUGUCCCCUUAGCAGAAAAACACCCCCAAAGCAUAAUGUUUCCACCUCCAUGUUUGACGGUGGGGAUGGUGUUCUUGGGGUCAUAGGCAGCAUUCCUCCUCCUCCAAACACAGCGAGUUGAGUUGAUGCCAAAGAGCUUGAUUUUGGUCUCAUCUGACCACUACACUUUCACCAGUUCUCCUCUGAAUCAUUCAGAUGUUCAUUGGCAGACUUCAGACGGCCCUGUAUAUGUGCUUUCUUGAGCAGGGGGACCUUGCGGGCGCUGCAGGAUUUCAGUCGUUCACGGCGUAGUGUGUUACCAAUUGUUUUCUUGGUGACUAUGGUCCCAGCUGCUUUGAGAUCAUUGACAAGAUCCUCUCAUGUAGUUCUGGGCUGAUUCCUCACCGUUCUCAUGAUCAUUGGAACUCCACGAGGUGAGAUCUUGCAUGGAGCCCCAGGCCAAGGGAGAUUGAAAGUUAUUUUGUGUUUCUUCCAUUUGCGAAUAAUAGCAUCAACUGUUGUCACCUUCUCACCAAGCUGCUUGGCGAUGGUCUUGUAGCCCAUUCCAGCCUUGUGUAGGUCUACAAUCUUGUCCCUGACAUCCUUGGAGAGCUCUUUGGUCUUGGCCAUGGUGGAGAAUUUGGAUUCUGAUUGAUUGAUUGCUUCUGUAGACAGGUGUCUUUUAUACAGGUAACAAGCUGAGAUUAGGAGCACUCCCUUUAAGAGUGUGCUCCUAAUCUCAGCUCGUUACCUGUAUAAAAGACACCUGGGAGCCAGAAAUCUUUCUGAUUGAGAGGGGGUCAAAUACUUAUUUCCCUCAUUAAAAUGCAAAUCAAUUUAUAAAAAAUGUUACCUGCGUUUUUCUGGAUUUUUUUGUUGUUAUUCUGUCUCUCACUGUUCAAUUAAACCUACCAUUACAAUUAUAGACUGAUCAUUUCUUUGUCAGUGGGCAAACGUACAAAAUCAGCAGGGGAUUAAAUACUUUUUUCCCUCACUGUACAUGCGCACGCACACCCAGGGCUGGCACGGUAAUUGUAUAAUUGUGUAACCGACGAUUAUGGAUGAAGACCUAAAAUAAAAUAACUCCCGUAACCGUUUAAUCCAUCAAUUUUAAAUAAUAUUUUCUACUUUAUUUUUAAGUAGUAGAUAUAUUUUACACAAUAGCGGUAGUGUAAAUGAAUGAUUAUGAACAAUUUUGCUUCCUUAAUCUGUCUAGAUAUCCAACUGUUUCCAUCUCCUCCCAACGCACACUCUCUCCUUCAAAAUGCACUCCCUUUGAUGCUAUAGCUAGCAUUAUCUGUACCAGCUACAGUGCGAGUAAUUCUCAGGUUUGUAAAGGUGUAAAAAGAUGCUAGAAUCCGACCUGAAUCACCACUCUGUCUGCUUGGUGAGUGUGGACAUUUUAUAAACGAAAGUGAAUCGGCAAUGUUAUAAAAACCGAAGUUGAAAUCCACUAAGUUCGCAAACGUUAAGGGCUCGAUUCAAUCCAUUUCGCCGAAGUUCAGCGCUAUAGCGCACUUACAAUUUUAAAUGGAAUUUUCGAUUGAGCCGACAUGCAGCAUUUACCGUGAAUGCAGUCUCCGUGAACGUGGGAACAUUGCCUUUAAAUGUCAGUCGCACUAUAGCGCUGAACUUUGGCUAUAUGGAUUGAGUCGAGCCCCAAGUUUGUAUGCAUGACCCAAAGGCAUGACCACUGCGUGAUAGAUUGUUUACUUUGGUUGCUAGGCAAUACAACACCCCACUGGCAGUGAGUGGGCCACUGCUGCAGCAGCAGAGAGGAGGGGAGAGAGGAGAGACAAUUAGCGUGCCUUAAUUUUUCAGUUCGAACUGUUAUACAGUGCCUUGCAAAAGUAUUCAUCCCCCUUGGCGUUUUUCCUAUUUUGUUGUAUUACAACCUGUAAUUUAAAUGGAUUUUUAUUUGGAUUUCAUGUAAUGGGCAUACACAAAAUAGUCCAAAUUGGUGAAGUGAAAUGAAAGAAAUAACUUGUUUCCAAAAAUUCUAAAAAAUAAAUAACGGAAAAGUGUUGCGUGCAUAUGUAUUCACCCCUUUUGCCAUGAAGCCCGUAAAUAAGAUCUGGUGCAACCAAUUACCUUCAGAAGUCACAUAAUUAGUUAGAUUGCACACAGGUGGACUUUAUUUAAGUGUCACAUGAUCUGUCACAUGAUCUCAGUGUAUAUAUACACCUGUUCUGAAAGGCCCCAGAGUCUGCAACACCACUAAGCAAGGGGCACCACCAAGCAAGCGGCACCAUGAAGACCAAGGAGCUCUCCAAACAGGUCAGGGACAAAGUUGUGGAGAAGUACAGAUCAGGGUUGGGUUAUAAAAAAAUAUCAGAAACUUUGAACAUCCCACGGAGCACCAUUUUUAAAUCCAUUAUUUUAAAAAAUUGAAAGAAUAUGGCACCACAACAAACCUGCCAAGAGAGGUCCGCCCACCAAAACUAAUGGACCAGGCAAGGAGGGCAUUAAUCAGAGAGGCAACAAAGAGACCAAAGAUAACCCUUAAGGAGCUGCAAAGCUCCACAGCAGAAAUUUGAGUAUCUGUCCAUGGGACCACUAAGCCGUACACUCCACAGAGCUGGGCUUUACGGAAGAGUGGCCAGAAAAAAGCCAUUGCUUAAUGAAUAAAAUAAGCAAACAAGUUUGGUGUUCGCCAAAAGGCAUGUGGGAGACUCCCCAAACAUAUGGAAGAAGGUACUCUGGUCAGAUCAGACUAAAAUGGAGCUUUUUGGCCAUCAAGGAAAACGCUAUGUCUGGCGCAAACCCAACACCUCUCAUCACCCCGAGAACACCAUCCCCACAGAGUGAAGCAUGGUGGUGGCAGCAUCAUGCGGUGUGGAUGUUUUUCAUUGGCAGGGACUGGGAAACUGGUCAAAAUUGAAGGAAUGAUGGAUGGUGGCUAAAUACAGGGAAAUUCUUGAGGGAAACCUGUUUCAGUCUUCCAGAGAUUUGAGACUGGGACGGAGUUCAUCUUCCAGCAGGACAAUGACCCUAAGCAUACUGCUAAAGCAACACUUGAGUGGUUUAAGGGGAAACAUUUAAAUGUCUUGGAAUGGCCUAGUCAAAGCCCAGACCUCAAUCCAAUUGAGAAUCUGUGGUAUGACUUAAAGAUUGCUGUACACCAGCGGAACCCAUCCAACUUGAAGGAGCUGGAGCAGUUUUGCCUUGAAGAAUGGGCAAAAUCCCAGUGGCUAGAUGUGCCAAGCUUAUAGAGACAUACCCCAAGAGACUUGCAGCUGUAAUUGCUGCAAAAGGUGGCUCUACAAAGUAUUGACUUUGGGGGGGUAAAUAGUUAUGCACGCUUAAGUUUUCUGUUUUUUGUCUUAUUUCUUGUCUGUUUCACAAUAAAAAAAUAUUUUGCAUCUUCAAAGUGGUAGGCAUGUUGUGUAAAUCAAAUGAUACAAACCCCAAUUUUUUUUAUUCCAGGUUGUAAGGCAACAAAAUAGGAAAAAUGCCAAGGGGGGUGAAUACUUUCGCAAGCCACUGUAACGGUGACUGUGGUUAAUUCCACGAUAGGCACAGCUCUACACACACACACACACACACACACACACACACACACUUGAAUAUAAGUGUAUCUCUCACUCACUCUUACAUUAUUUUACUGAUCUUUGAACACAUACACUGUACCAAGCAGAGCCAUACUGUUGAUGUUCACUCUGUCUCUUCUAGCUCUGUGUCCUGGUCAGUGGGAGGUGCUGUGUGGAUACCUCAGUCUGCCCUCCAACCUGCUUCAGCUUUACCACAGUCAACAGGAGCUACUGGAGCCAUUACUGCAUGGGUAAGUGUCUCUCUUGCGCGCCAGUAACCUGUCUUUUCUCCUCUUGUAUCCUCUGAAUGGUUCAGAAGUGCCAGCUACAUGGCUGAUUUGAUGUACUGUAUGUCAUAGUCACACUAUGUGAUGGGGGAAAGUUUCUUUAAUUUAGUAUCCUCCUGUCCUGUAGGUGGUGCUCUCACCCAAGUCUACGACAGACCCUUCAGGGAGGUGGUGUUCUCGUGAGGUCAGUGCUGCUAUUUUACUGUCUGAUAUGAUGGGUGGAAAACUCUGAUUACUUAGGUUGGAUAUUGGUAUAAAUGAUUUUGUGUGGUACAGUGUUAAUUUUGGCAGCUAUUUUCGUUUGUCUUUAUGACUAAAAUACCUUUUAGUCUUAGUCACAUUUUAGUCAUUUCAUACUUCUUAGUUUAUCAGUCCACUAAAACUCUGGACAAUUUUAGUGUAGUUUUGCCAGUCAUUAUAGUCGCAUAUUAGUAAAUGCAUUUUUUUCUUCAUGAAAUAAAUAGUAUUUACCUUUUAACUUCCAUCAUAUGCACAUUAAAGGUACUAUGUCUAACUUUGCUUCCCCCUUGAGAGAAAGCUAGGCGAAUUGCAACAACACUUAGGCUGAAUAUAAAAAACUCGGCCCCCUCCCCCGCAUCCCAUUUCCCGGCAACACGGUGGAGACUCGCGCUGGAGUCUUUGUACUUUUAGUUUGGUCCACCAGCUUCAAACAGCUGAAAAUAGUUAGUUAUUGAAAAUAUAUUUCACUGUGAUUUUAGAUGGUACAAUGAUUCUCUACACUCUCAAGUGCUUGUUUUCUCACAAUAAUUUAAAUUGAGUGAACAGUGGCAGAGCGAUUUCUACAUGUUGGACGCCUGCCCGUCUGCCAUCUUCUGUUUAUGCUCGAGGAUCUGCCAUCUUCUGUUUACUACCCAAGUAGUUGCCAUACCAAGUGGUGAUGCAGCCAGUCAAGAUACUCUCAGUGGUGCAGCUGUAUAACUUUUUGAGGAUCUUAGGGCCCAUGACAAAUCUUUUCAGCCUCCUGAGGGGGAAGAGGCGUUGUCGUGCCCUCUUCACGACUCUGUUGGUGUGUUUGGACAAUGAUAGCUCCUUAGUGAUGUGGACAUUGAGGAACUUGAAGCUCUCGACCCGCUCCGCUACAACCCCGUCGAUGUGAAUAGGGGUGUGCUCGGACCUCGUUUCCUGUAAUCUACAAUCAGCUCCAUUGUCUUGCUGACAUUUGAGGGAGAGGUUGUUGUCCUGGCACCACACUGCCAGGUCUCUGACCUCCUCCCUAUAGGCUGUCUCAUCGUCGUCGGUGAUCAGGCCUACCACCAUGUCAUCGCAAACCUAAUGAUAGUGUUGGAGUCGUGCACGGCCAGGGAGUCGUGGGUGAACAGGGAGGGAGUACAGGAGGGGACUAAGCACGCACUCCUGAGGGGGGGCCCCCGUGUUGAGGGUCAGCGUGGUAAAUUUGUUGUUGCCUACCCUCACCACCUGGGGGUGUUCCGUCAGGAAGUCCAGGAUCCAGUUGCAGAGGAUGACCACUCCUCUGAUUCCCUUAAAGAGGAGAAAAUCUGAGCUUUCCAACAUUGCCAGAAAUAUUACUUGACUCCUAAUAUCCAGCAAAUACUGUAGCAUUCAAAGGUCCAAUCGGAGAAGAACUGCACGCACAUUUGUGGACCGUGACAUCGGCAAGACGGAUGAAUAACAGCUUUGAGCUGACGUGAUCAAAGCAAAAAUAGCCUACAUGAAAGUAAGACCGAGUAAACAUUGUUCUGCGUAUCACAUCAAAAGAUUGACGAAUGACUGAAGUGACCGCCCGGGAGCUGUGUGGGAGAGCCGGGCAGAUCAGCCCAAUCAGACCGCGCAACUGAAAGACGUUACUUCUUCCAAUGAGAGGAUUGCAUUAAACAUUCUGCAAAGGCAUGCAUGUAUGCUUAUGAUUGGACAAAACAGAUGAAAAGGAGCUUCAUGUCGAAUUGAAUGUCCAUAAGUCUCACAAGGAAUUCUCGUAACAUUUUCAUGGCGUCUUGUUAUGGGCAUUAGUUUUCGUCAGGAAGAAUAUGUUGACUAAUAUUUUUCGUCAUAGUUAUUGUUGACGAAAUUAACACUGGUGUGGUCGAGUGUUUUUUUAGAACUGUACAGAAGUUGUUGUUGAUUGUGUUAAGAGCUCUAGGGCUGACCAAUUCUUCCUCUGUUCAGUUUCCCUCGGGAGUCCAACAGCCUGAUUGACCUCCCAGAUGACUACAGUGCCCUCAUAAACCAAGCAUCCAGCUUCACGUGAGUGCCCAACGAACAACUGUCAUUGGUGCAUCAGCUGUCAUAGCACAACACAGCCUUACAAAAUUACAAUCAGGAGAAAUUGGAUGUCAUUGCUCUCCUUACUGUCCUAUAGAAGACAUUUUAGAGUGUGAAUGUCUAAUAGAGUUGCGGUCAAAUAUAUUGGACCUCUUGCACUUUUCUUAAAUAAUUCCCUAUUUCUUCUCAAAUAAGUUGAAAUUGAAAACUUUUGGUAUCCACACCUUUUCAAGGUUUUUCAACAUUGCAGAACCAAUUUUAUUUUUUAUAAACUUAAUUAUUCAUUAUUUGUAAACUUUAGAAAAUAAAGACAUGGAAUGGACAAAUUAUUGGCACCCCAGAGCUAGUACUUGGUUGCACAGCCUUUGGCCAAGAUAACUGCUAACAAAUGCUUCUUGUAGCCAUCAUUGAGCUUGCUGCACCUUUCUACUGGCAAUUUGGAUUUGGCCCACUCUUCAGCAGCAAACUGCUCUAAUUCAUCAAUGUUUGAGGGGUGCCUUCCAACAACUGCUGUUCUCAGCUCUCACACAUAGGUUAUGGAAGUGAUCCAGAUUUUGACUCUUCGCUGGCCACUCCAGAACAGUCAAGUAUUUCUUCUUGAACCAUUCCGUGGUGUUUUUGAUGUGUGUUUGGAGUUGUUGUCCUGCUGGAAGACCCACAACCUUCAAUGGAGACACCGUUUUUGGACACUGGGUUGAAAAUUGCACUCCAAAACACCUUUGAUAAUAUGCUGAUUUCAUGUUUUGUUCAAGACCCCCAGUACCAGAGGCACUAAAGCAACACCAUAGCAUUAUCGAACCUCCCUCAUGUUUGAUUGUAGGGAGGGUGUUGUUUUCUUUGAAUGCUUCAUUUGGUUGUUGAUAGGAAGGCCCCACUGCUGAAAGAGACACAAGGAAAGCCUGAUUUAACUUCUCAAAAACCCACCUAAACAAGCCUGAAUCCUGGGGGAAAUGGUAUGUGGACCAAUGAAACUAAAUUAAAGCUCUUUGACAAUACUGUGUUUUUCCAACGACCAAAUGAAGAAUUCAAUGAAAAGAAAACCCUCCCUACAAUCAAACAUGGGGGAGGUGUUCAAAAACUGUCUCCAUUGAAGGUUGUGGGUCUUCCAGCAGGACAACAACCCCAAACACACAUCGAUGUACCCUGGAAUGGUUCAAGAAGAAAAACUGGAGUGGCCAGCGAAAAGUCCAGAUCUGAAUCACAUCCAUAACCUGAAACGGCUCUCACCAUUAAUGGCUACAAGAAGCAUUUGUCGGCAGUUAUCUUGGCCAAAGGCUAUGCAACCAAAUACUAGCACUGGGGUGCCAAACAUUUUGUCCCUGCCAUUUGUCCUUAUUUUCUCAAUUAAACUUGUAAACUUAAGUUUACAAAAUAAAAUUGGUUCUGCAAUGUUGAAAAUCCAAUAAGGUGUGGAGACCAAAAUAUUUGUUCAAUUUCAACUUACUUGAGAAUAAAUAGGGAAUUGUUUAAAAGGCCCAAUGCAGCUGUUUUUAUAUCAAUAUCAAAUCCUUUCUGGGUAACGUUUAGGGUUGACCCCUUUUAGUCGAUUGUUUUGUCGAUAGGCUGUUGGUCGACCAAGAUUUAUUUAGUUUAGCAGUAGCAUAUAUAUAUAUAUAUAUAUAUAUAUAUAUAUAUAUAUAUAUAUAUAUAUAUAUAUAUAUAUAUAUAUAUAUAUAUAUAUAUAUAUAUAUAAAUACCAAUCAAAAGUUUGGACACCUACUCAUUCAAGGGUUUUUCUUUUCUGUUUUACAAUUUUCUACAUUGUAGAAUAAUAGUGAAGACAUCAAAACUAUGAAAUAACACACAUGGAAUCAUGUAGUAACCAAAAAAGUGUUAAACAAAUCAAAAUAUAUUUUAGAUUCUUCGAAGAAGCCACCUUUUGCCUUGACAGCUUUGUACACUCUCUGCAUUCUCUCAACCAGCUUCAUCUGGAGUGCUUUUCCAACAGUCUUGAACGAGUUCCCACAUAUGCUGAGCACUUGUUGGCUGCUUUUCCUUCACUCUGCGGUCCAACUCAUCCCAAACAUUUCUCAAUUGGGUGAUUGUGGAGGCCAGGUCAUCUGAUGCAGCAAUCCAUCACUCUCCUUGGUCAAAUAGCCCUUACACAGCCUGGAGGUGUGUUUUGGGUCAUUGUCCUGUUGAAAAACAAAUGAUAGUCCCACUAAGCGCAAACCAGAUGGGAUGGCGUAUCGCUGCAGAAUGCUGUGAUAGCCAUGCUGGUUAAGUCUGCCUUGAAUUCUAAAUAAAUCACUGACAGUGUCACCAGCAAAGCACCCCCACACAUCACACCUCCUCCAUGCUUCACAGUGGGAACCACACAUGCGGAGACCAUCCGUUCACCUGCUCUGCAUCUCACAAAGACACGGCGGUUGGAACCAAAAAAUCUCAAAUUUGGACUCAUCAGACUGAAGGACAGAUUUCCACCGGUCUAAUGUCCAUUGCUCAUGUUUCUUUGCCUAAGCAUGUCUCUUCUUCUUAUUGGUGUCCUUUAGUAGUGGUUUCUUUGCAGCAAUUCGACCAUGAAUGCCUGAUUCAUGCAGGCUCCUCUGAACAGUUGAUGUUGAGAUGUGUCUGUUACUUGAACUCUGUGAAGCAUAUGUUUGGGCUGCAAUUUCUGAGGCUGGUAACUGUAAUGAACUUAUCCUCUGCAGCAGAGGUAACUCUGGGUCUUCCAUUCCUGUGGCGGUCCUCAUGAGAGCCAGUUUCAUCAUAGCGUUUCAUGGUUUUUGCGACUGCACUUGAAGAAACUUUCAAAGUUCUUGAAAUUUUCCGCAUUGACUGACCUUCAUGUCUUAAAGUAAUGAUGGACUGUAAUUUCUCUUUGCUUAUUUGAGCUGUUCUUGCCAUAAUAUGGACUUGGUCUUUUACCAACCCUAACUUGUCACAACACAACUGAUUGGUUCAAACGCAUUAAGAAGGAACGAAAUUCCACAAAUUAACUUUUAACAAGGCCACCUGUUAAUUGAAAUGCAUUCCAGGUGACUACCUCAUGAAGCUGGUUGAGAGAAUGCCAAGAGUGUGCAAAGCUGUCAUCAGGCAAAGGGAGUCUCAAAUUAAAAUAUAUUUGUAUUUGUUUAACACUUUUUUUGGGUACUACAUGAUUCUAUAUGUGUUAUUUCAUAGUUUUGAUGUCUUCACUAUUAUUCUACAAUGUAGAAAAUAGUAAAAAAAAUAAAGAAAAACCCUUGAAUGAGUAGGUGUGUCCAAACUUUUGACUGGUACUGUAAAUAUAUCAGACACCUGUCUGAUUUACGCAUGGCUCAGUGGACUAAUCCAUUGCGGUAGCCACGGGAUGGCUCACCAGUAGUACAUUUAUAGUUCAUUCCCAUAAUUUGUAAUCUACAGUAUUUGGUUAAGGUCAUUUCUGUUAAUGCAUUCAAUAUAUUAUUAUUAUUAUUAUUAUUAUUAUUAUUAUGCAUAGAAGAAGUCCUAGGCUACCUGGCCUGCGCACAAAUGUAGGCCUAUAAAUGUUUCCAUUUGGGGAUCUGAUAGUAUUUCUGAUUGUCUUAUUUCACCACCACUGUGGAGCUUCUCAAAGUAAUUUUUUUCUUCACCUCAAACAGCAAGUAAACUAAGUCUGUUUUUACAUUGAUUGAGGAUGACAAUAGUUCCUCAACGUAGCCUAUGUGAAAAAUCUUUACAGCUCUCUUUCGAUAACCAGUCAGUGUGAAAGUGGAAAAAGAUGUCAUACUCUGAUCCGGUGGAAAUGUAAUAAAAUAGGCCUACCUGAUUACUUCUUAUCCCUUGCGCAAAUAGCCUACAGCUGUGUCUGUCCGGAGCUCACCGGAGCGGAAACUCUGAGGUCCCAGAAUAUUUAAUACAAAGUUGCAAGUUUGCUAGAGGGAGCUUCAGGCCGGACCAAGUUGAUAGUUGAUACACUUUUUCAAGUUCCUUGCAGACAGGCCAUGCGUAGCCAAUGUGAUUUAUAGGAUAUUUAUUUUUUAUCAGGGUAUUUUCUACCUGUAGGCUGCAAUGUUUUUAUUUGUUGGCUUCAUGUAGGCUAUUUUUACAUAGUUGGCAAUAUAAGUUACUUUUAGAAUUUUGAAUAACCCCAUGAUAAUGAUUUUGAGAUACGAAGACUGUAUUAUAAAUGGAGAAAAAAAAUGGCAUAUGAAAAUCAUAACUGCCACGCAGAUCGGUAGAAAUGGUAAGAUAAAUUGGCACUCCAAAUGGAAAAGGUUGCCGACCCCUGGUGUAGACUAUUACCAGCAACUUCAGGAGCUUAAUGGCAGAAUCUGCGAAGGCCAGCAUCAGCUGGAGGAGGGGGGUCGGGAACAUUUUUUUCUUCUUCUGGUUAUUUCAUCUUGAUCUCUGGCUCCCUCUUGAGUCAUUUUUGUGUCUUAAUUAUUUAAUCACAGUGUGCUUAAGCAUCAGACAACCUCAGUAGCCUGCAUAUAGUUGAUUUUAUUAACACAUAGGGUGUGUCUAUAUAGGGAAAAAUACACAUUUUAAAUCUAAAGUCUAAAGAACAGACAACUCUCGGUCGACCAAGAUUUUCUUUAGUUGGGGACAGCCCUAGUAACGUUUAAGUACCUUGCUGUAAUAAAUUCCAUUAAACAGUGUUAGUUUCAUCAGCUGUUUUACAAUAUGCUAUAAAACACAGGAAAAACUGAAUUUUGACUGCACUGGGCCUUUAAGAAAAACGCAAGGGUGCCAAUAUACACUACAUGGGCAAAAGUAUGUGGACACCUGCUCAUCGAACAUCCACAUUCCAAAAUCAUGGGCAUUAGUAUGGAGUUGCGCCCCCCUUUGCUGCUAUAACAGCCUCCACUCUUCUGGGAAGGCUUUUCACUAGAUGUUGGAACAUUGCUGCAGGGACUUGCUUCCAUUCAGCCACAAGAGCAUUAGUGGUCCCCUGUAGCUCAGUUGGUAGAGCAUGGCGCUUGCAACGCCACGGUUGUGGGUUCGUUUCCCACGGGGGGCCAGUAUGAAAAAUGUAUGCACUCACUAACUGUAAGUCGCUCUGGAUAAGAGCGUCUGCUAAAUAACUAAAAUGUAAAAUGUAGUGAGGUCGGGCGCUGAUGUUGGGCGAUUAGGUCUGGCUCACAGUCGGCGUUCCAAUUCAUCCCAAAGGUGUUCGAAGGGGUUGAGGUCAGGGCUCUGUGCAGGCCCUUCAAGUUCUUCCACACCAAUCUCGACAAAACGUUUCUGUAUGAAUCUCGCUUUGUGCACGGGGGCAUUGUCAUGCUGAAACAGGAAAGGGCCUUCCCCAAACUGUUGCCACAAAGUUGGAAGCACAGAAUCGUCUAAAAUGUAAUUGUAUGCUGUCGCGUUCAGAUUUCCCUUCACUGGAACUAAGGGGCCUUGCCUGAGCCAUGAAAAACAGCCCCAGACCAUUAUUCCUCCUCCACAAAACUUUACAGUUGGCACUAUGCAUUGGGGCACGUAGCGUUCUCCUGGCAUCCGCCAAACCCAGAUUAGUUCGUCAGACUGCCAAAUGGUGAAUCUGGUCCUCCCGUGUGGCUCAGUUGGCAGAGCAUGGUGCGUGCAAUGCCAUGGUUGUGGGUUCGAUUCCCACUGGAGACCAGUAUGAAAAGGUACAAAAAUGUAUGCGCUCACUACUGUAUUGUCACAUGUGCCAAAUACAACAGGUGUAGACCUUACCGUGAAAUGCUUACUUACAAGCCCUUAACCAAGAAAUAGAGUUAAGACAAUAUUUACUAAAUAAACUAAAGGUAUAAAAUAAAAAGUAACACAAUAACAAUAACAAGGCUAUAUACAGGGGGUACUGGUACUGAGUCUAUGUGCAGGGGUACAGGUUAGGGGAGGUAAUUUGUACAUGUAGGUAGGGGUAAAGUGGCUGGAGAAGAGUGUCUGCUAAAUGACUAAAUUGUAAAUGAAUCGUGAUUCAUCACUCAAGAGAAUGCGUUUCCACUGCUCCAGAGUCCAAUGGCGGGGAGCUUUACACCACUCCAGCCAACGCGUGGCAUUGCGCAUGGUGAUCUUCGGCUUGUGUGCGGCUGCUUGGCCAUGGAAACCCAUUUCAUGAAGCUCCCGACAAACAGUUAUUGUGCUGACGUUGCUACCAGAGGCAGUUUGGAACCCGGUAGUGAGUGUUGCGAUUUUUACGUGCUUGAACACACGGCAGUCCUGUUCUGUGAGCUUGUGUGGCCUACCACUUCGUGGCUGAGCCGUUGUUGCUCCUAGACGUUUCCACUUCACAAUAACAGCACUUACAGUUGACGGUGGCAGCUCUAGCAGGGCAGACAUUUGACAAACUGUUGGAAAGGUGGCAUCCUAUGACGGUGCCACGUUGAAAGUCACUGAGCUCUUCAGUAAGGCCAUUCUACUGCCAAUGUUUUCCUAUGGAGAUUGCAUGGCUGUGUGCUUGAUUUUAUACACCUGUCAGCAACGGGUGUGGCUGAAAUAGCCAAAUCCACUUAUUUGAAGGGGUAUCCACAUACUUUGUAUUUGGCCCCAACUGUAUGUGUUCAUGCUCUCCUCACUCUCCCCCCAGGUGCCCUAAGUCGGGGGGGGAUAAGUCCCGUGCUCCCACCCUGUGCCUGGUGUGUGGCUCCAUGCUGUGUUCUCAGAGCUACUGCUGCCAGACAGAGCUAGAUGGAGAGGACGUGGGAGCCUGCACCGCACACACCUUCGCCUGCGGAGCCGGAGUAGGCAUCUUCCUCAGGUACAGACCCGACUCUUUUGUGUGUGUAAGUUUUUUUUUUUUUUUUUUUUUUUUUUUUAUGUGCGCCUGUAUACAGUGGGGUCCGGAAUUAUUGGGUCCCUUGAUAAAGAUGAGCAAAAAAAUACUGUAUAAAAUAACUAAUACUGAGCUAUAUUGUACGCAAAAAAAAAACGGAACAAUUAUUUUAUACUAAUACAAUUGCUCAGAGAAUGAUUUUGUUUUCAAUACUUCCCCUUGCGAGGAUAACAACACUGAGCCUUUUUCUAAAAUGUUUUAUGAGAUUCGAGAACACUUUGGGAGGGAUCUUAGACCAUUCCUCCAUACAGAAUCUUUCCAGAUCUUUGAUAUCCUUCGUCUAUGCUUAUGGACUGCCCUCUUCAAUUCAAACCACACGUUUUCAAUGGGUUCAAGUCCGGAGACUGAGAUGGCCAUUGCAAAAUGUUGAUUUUUGUGGUCAAUUAACCAUUUCUUUGUGGAUUUUGAUGUGUGCUUGCGGUUAUUGUCUUGCUGGAAGAUCCACUUGCGGCGAAGUUUCAGCCUCCUGGCAGAGGCAACCAGGUUAUUUUGCAAAAAUGUCCUGGUACUUGGAAAAGUUCAUGAUACUGAUCACCUUAAGGGCCCCGGGACCAGUGGAAGCAAAUCAAAGAUCCACUACCAUAUUUUACUGUAGGGAUUAGGUAUUUUCUGCAUAUGCAUUGUUCUUUUGAAGGCCAAAACCACCAUUGGCGUGGCCAAAGACCUUUUAUUUUCAUGUCACCCCAAGCACACAUUAAAAUCCACAAAAAGUAGUUAAUUGACCACAAAAUCAACAUUUUGCGAUGGCCAUCUCAAUCUACGGACUUGCCUACGUUCAUGAGUAUGCAAGUAUAAUGCUGUCCCUUCUGUUCCAGAGUGAGAGAGAGCCAGGUUCUGUUCCUGGCUGGUAAAACUAAGGGCUGUUUCUACGCUCCUCCUUACCUGGACGACUAUGGAGAGACGGACCAGGGCCUAAGGUGAACAACACUGCACAUUCACUCAUUACAGUACAGCAGUGGUUCUCAAAAUGGCUUCUCAAAAGGUUGGAACAAACACCUGCGCACACUAGAAUCACCCAGAAGCAACUUUGAGACCCAAUGCUGUAAAUGUUAUUGGUCUGUGCUGAAAGAUGUCCAAUAGUGUGUUUGCUGUGCUCAGCCAUUUGAAAGCCUUGCGUCUCUGUGUUUAUCCAGGCGGGGGAACCCAUUGCACCUGUGCCGCGAGCGCUACCGCAAGAUCCAGAAGCUGUGGCGCCAGCACAGCAUCACAGAGGAAAUAGGCCACGCCCAGGAAGCCAACCAGACCCUGGUGGGUAUCGACUGGCAGCACCUGUGA
Coregonus sp. 'balchen' is the source of this 43302-nucleotide messenger RNA. The record is from the annotation of a GenBank genome assembly. Lineage: Eukaryota; Metazoa; Chordata; Actinopteri; Salmoniformes; Salmonidae.